Messenger RNA from Paramecium sonneborni, 1532 nucleotides. NCBI's taxonomy places the organism in Eukaryota, Ciliophora, Oligohymenophorea, Peniculida, Parameciidae. The record is from the annotation of a GenBank genome assembly.
AUUGAAUUAAAAUGUCUGAAUAAAAGCAAUCAAAUAUUAUCAAUUACCUCUAAUAAUACAAAUAAAGCUAUUAGAAUGCAUUCAAAAUAUUAGAAGAAGUUGAUUUUGAAAUACCAGAAGAAGAAGUUAAGUAGAAAAUUCCAAAAUAGGUAUUGUCUUUAAUUCAAUCAUUAGAUUGAAGAUUAAAAAUAACCGAUAGAACCUAAAUUCAUUUCACAAGCAGAUACAAAAAGAGCGCUUGAGAAUUUUGAUAAAUUAAUUUGUUAAUUAUAAUUAGUAACACCAUUAUAUAGUGAUCCAAAAUAGUACAAUUAUCAAUAAUUAGUUUAAAUUUCGAGUCAAAUGAUAGGACGAAGAGAUAGACUUAGUUGAAACAUCAAUAAAUGUGGGAUUAAAUAAAAUAAUAAUAGAAAGAGAGAUUUGCUAAGUUUUAAGAUGAAGCAAUUUUAGAAAGAAUACUUGAUUUAGACUCUUAACUGAAAGAAGAUUAUGAAUAUAAUUUCUAAUUUUCAAAUGGGACUUAAAAAAAAACAAUUUAAAUCAAAUAUCACGAUGUUUUAAAAUUAAAUCCACCCAAUUAUUUGAAUGAUGGAAUAAUUAACUUUUAUUUAAAAUUUAUCGAGUUUGAAUUACUUGAUGAAUCUUUGAGAUCAAGAACUUAUAUUUUUAAUACUUAUUUUGUAGAGAAACUAUGUCCUUUUGAUAAAUUACAAACAAUCUAAUAGAAUGAUAAUCAUAGAAUAAAUGAGAUUUUUAAACAAUCUUAUGAACAUGUAAAAAGAUGGGUUAAAGAAGAUUUAACUGAAAAAGAUUAUUUAUUAUUUCCUGUAAAUUUACCAGAACAUUGGUCCCUAUUAAUAGCUCAUAAAUAAAGCAAAUCAUUUUCAGAUUCUAUAAUAAUAUAUUUAGAUAGUUUUGGAAUAAUAGAUUAAAAAUUAGUUACAAUAAUUAAGAUGUAUUAAAAACUUAAUUAUAUAGGUAUUUGCAUAAAAUGUAAUGUGAUAAAAUUUAAUCAGAUAUUAAUUAUAAUGAUUCACCAAUAAAAUAAAUUCCUGCUUAUCAAUUAUUGGUACCUCGUCAGGUUAAUUAUGUUGAUUGUGGAGCAUUUCUUUUAGAAUAUGCAGAAUCCUUUUUGUCAAAUCCAAAUUAUCUAUUAUCAGAUUUUGAAUCACCAGAAGGCAUUUAUAAAUUAAAACUCUUUCCAAGAACACUUGUUAAUAAAAAAAGAUUAUUGAUGAAGUAAUUGUUAAUAGAAUUAGUGGAAGUAGGAAAAGAAUAGGCUUUAGUGAAUUACAAAUAAAGAAGAUAAGAAAUAAUAGAGAGUUGCUGUAAAAGAUUUAAUUUAUAUGUAUAUUAGAUUUGAAUGAAGAUGAAUAUGAUAAAAUAGACUAAGACUUAUUUAAAGAGUUUCUAAAUUAAAAGAAUUAAGCCAAUGGAAAUAGUGAACUGUAAAGAAAUAUGUUAUUGGACUUUUACAUGAAUCCGCAAUAAAAUUAUUAUGAAUAAUGAGAGUGUAAUUUAAUUUUUAUUAU